Cornus florida is the source of this 4070-nucleotide messenger RNA. RefSeq names its product insulin-degrading enzyme-like 1, peroxisomal. Gene Ontology annotation, molecular function: metal ion binding; metalloendopeptidase activity. Lineage: Eukaryota; Viridiplantae; Streptophyta; Magnoliopsida; Cornales; Cornaceae. Gene Ontology annotation, biological process: peptide catabolic process. The record is from RefSeq and is a predicted model, not a curated record. Gene Ontology annotation, cellular component: mitochondrion; cytosol. The transcript is spliced from 26 exons. Bases 848 to 3745 code for a protein of 965 amino acids.
CGCAAGAGAGGAUAUCGAAGGUCGUCCUCGACAACUCUCUCAAAAAGUCGGUUUCUUCCCUCUACUAAGCAAACUGUAGCAACUUUCUCUCUCUAUACUCUCUAUAUUAGUCCGGAGACUAUUUCUGUCUUUAUUGGAGACUUGGAGUCGCAACCCGCAAGAGAGAGUAUCGAAGGUCGUCCUCAACAACUCUCUCAAAAAGUCGUUGAGGAAGACAAGUAUCAUGUUCUUCCCUCUACUAAGCAAACUGUAGCAACUUUCUCUCUCUAUAAUCUCUAUAUCAAGCAAACCAAGUAGGAGUAUUUGUUUAUGUGAAAGAGGGAUAUGUGUUUUCUCUUUUAAAUCCAAACAUUGAAGUCAAUUUUGAGGAUUGAUCUAGAGAAUUAAUUCAAUGUGAGAACAACCACGAUAAUAUUUUCGUUUAGGUCUGCAAUAUGUUACUCUAUGUGGUACUCUCUUUGCUCCGACUCGCAAGAUCCUCCAUUGUGGAAAGGUAAAAAUAUUUUUAAUCUAUGAACCAAACAAAUUCAAUAACAUGAAGUUUUGAAGAAUCAAGAACAUCAAGGGCAAAUACAAAUUUUGCCAAAAAUCUACACCAUUUUGCACCAUUUUAUAAAUAGAGAGAGUGAGGGUUCUUAUUUUAAUUCAAAUUUGGAAGUUAAAUGGCGGCGUGAGAGAUUUUAUUUUCCUUAAUGCAUAAAAGCCACUGAAUUGGGAUGCGAGAGAGUCGGUGUCAACCGACUCGGUCCAUAAGAUACACCCUCUUGAUCAGGACUUUUGAGUCAGAUUUCUCCUUAUAUUGGAGACUUUGGUGUCGCAACUGGGAAGAUUUGUAAGAGGGAAGAAAAUGGCUGUGGGCAUGGAGGAGACAGUGAAGCCUCGUAACGACAACAGGGAGUAUCGAAGGAUCGUCCUCAAGAACUCUCUCGAAGUCCUGCUUAUCAGUGAUCCUGAUACCGAUAAGAGUGCUGCUGCCAUGGAUGUCGGUGUUGGUUCUUUUAGCGAUCCCGAGGGUCUCGAAGGCCUUGCUCAUUUUCUUGAGCAUAUGCUGUUUUACGCAAGCGAAAAGUAUCCUUUGGAGGAUAGUUACUGUAAAUACAUCACGGAGCAUGGAGGUAGCACAAAUGCUUUUACAGCUUCUGAGCAUACUGACUAUCACUUUGAUGUUAACAACGACUGUUUCGAAGAGGCCUUGGACAGAUUUGCACAGUUCUUUGUCAAACCAUUGAUGUCACCUGAUGCAACCAUGAGGGAAAUAAAAGCAGUUGAUUCUGAGAACCAAAAGAAUUUGCUGUCUGAUCCUUGGAGAAUGAACCAGCUUCAGAAACAUAUGAGUGCAGAAGGACAUCCAUAUCAUAAAUUCAGUACAGGUAACUGGGAUACUUUGGAGGUACGGCCAAAAGCAAGAGGAGUGGAUACUAGACUUGAGCUUCUCAAAUUCUAUGAAGAGAAUUAUUCUGCCAACCUUAUGCGUCUGGUCAUAUAUGCCAAAGAGAGUCUAGAUAAAACUCAAACCUUGGUGGAGAACAAAUUCCAAGAAAUCCGAAAUACUGAUCGAAGUUCUAGCCGUUUUCCUGGUCAGCCUUGCACAUCAGAGCAUCUUCAGAUUCUUGUCAAAGCUGUCCCAAUAAAACAAGGUCACAAGUUGAGAAUUAUAUGGCCAACAACUCCAGACAUUCACCAUUACAAGGAGGGUGCAAGCAGGUAUCUUGGCCACUUAAUUGGCCAUGAAGGAGAAGGAUCUGUGUUUUAUGUAUUGAAAACUUUGGGUUGGGCAACAAGUUUAUCUGCUGGUGAAUCGGAUUGGAAUUUUGAUUACUCUUUCUUUAAAGUAGUUAUUGAUCUGACUGAUUCUGGGCACGAGCAUGUCGAAGAUAUUGUGGCACUGCUAUUCAAAUAUAUUCAACUCCUGCAACAGUCUGGUGUUUGCAAAUGGAUAUUUGAUGAGCUUUCAGCCAUUUGUGAAACAGCCUUCCAUUAUCAGGACAAAAGUCGUCCUAUUGAUUACGUGGUUACUGUUGCAUCAAAUAUGAAGCUUUAUCCCCCAAAAGAUUGGCUGGUGAGAUCAUCCUUGCCAUCUAAAUUCAACCCAGACAUAAUCCAGUCGUUACUAAAUGAGCUUACCCAAGACAGUGUCAGGAUUUUUUGGGAGUCAACAAAGUUUGAAGGACAUACUGACAUGACUGAGCCAUGGUAUGGAACUGCAUAUUCCAUUGAGAGAAUAACUGCUUCCAUGAUUCAGCAAUGGAUAGAAGCAGCUCCUGAUGAACAUCUACAUCUACCAGCUCCCAAUGUGUUCAUUCCCACCGAUUUGUCUCUUAAGAAUGUUCUUGAGAAGGCAAAACUUCCUCAUCUUUUAAGGAAAUCAUCCUAUUCAAGAUUGUGGUACAAGCCUGAUACAACAUUUUCCACUCCCAAGGCAUAUGUUAAGAUAGAUUUCAACUGUCCACAUGCCGGAAACUCCCCUGAGGCAGUAGUUCUUACUGACAUAUAUACACGUUUGUUGAUGGAUUAUUUGAAUGAAUAUGCUUAUUAUGCUCAGAUUGCUGGUCUUUAUUAUGGAAUAAAUAACACUGAUAACGGUUUUCAGGUGACUGUGGUCGGAUAUAAUCACAAAUUGAGAAUCUUGCUGGAAAAGGUAAUUGAAAAAAUUGCAAAACUCGAAGUGAAGCCCAAUAGGUUUUCGGUGAUCAAGGAAAUGGUCACAAAGGAGUAUCAAAAUUUCAAAUUUCAGCAGCCAUAUCAGCAGGCUAUGUACUACUGCUCUUUAAUACUACAGGAUCAAACAUGGCCUUUGAAUGAUGAACUUGAAGUUCUUCCCCAUCUUGAAGCUGAUAAUCUUGUUAAAUUUGCCCCUCUUAUGCUCUCAAGGACAUUCUUGGAGUGUUAUGUAGCAGGUAAUAUUGAACCACAUGAAGCAGAGUCGAUGAUCCAGCAUGUUGAAGAUAUUUUCUUUAAGGAUCCGCAGCCCGUAUCCCAAGCUCUAUAUCCAUCUCAGCAUUUGACAAAUAGAGUUAUUAAGCUUGAUAGGGGCACAAGUUUCUUCUACCCUGCCGAAGGACUAAAUCCAAGUGAUGAGAACUCUGCCCUUGUCCACUAUAUUCAGGUUAAUCAGGAUGAUUUCAUGCUGAAUGUUAAGCUCCAGCUUUUUGCUCUGAUUGCAAAGCAACCUGCCUUUCACCAGCUUAGAUCAGUUGAGCAACUUGGUUACAUCACUGUGCUCAUGCAAAGGAAUGAUUCUGGUAUUCGGGGGCUACAGUUUAUUAUUCAAUCCACAGUAAAGGGUCCUAGACAUAUUGAUCUGAGAGUGCAUGCAUUUCUCAAGAUGUUUGAGACUAAACUUUAUGAGAUGUCCAAUGAUGAAUUCAAGAGCAAUGUUAAUGCACUGAUCGAUAUGAAGCUUGAGAAGCACAAAAAUCUAAGGGAAGAAUCUGGAUUUUACUGGCGAGAAAUUUCUGAUGGUACCCUCAAAUUUGAUAGGAGAGAGUGUGAGGUUGCAGCAUUAAAGCAGCUGACUCAAAAGGAAUUAAUAGAUUUCUUUAAUGAAUAUGUAAAAGUUGGUGCUCCUGGAAGGAAAACACUAAGUGUACAAGUGUAUGGGAACUUACAUUCUUCGGAGUUUAAAACCGACAAGAGUGAACCAGCUGAAACCAACUUUGUUCAGAUAGAAGACAUUUUCAGUUUCAAGAGAUCACAACCACUUUAUGGUUCAUUUAAAGGAGGAUUUGGUCAUAUGAAACUGUAAGAGUUGAAUCUUUGUUGGUGGUGCAUAAAACAGAAACUGAAGAUGGAAUUUCAAAAUCCCAACUGGUUGAUAUCUCGAUCGUGAAUAUUGUCAGAGGUUGGAUAUUCCAUAACAGCGACUGUUCAAUGCAUAUAGUCUCCUAAAUUAUCUCCUGCUGCUAUUGAUUUGUCAUAUCAUUAAUUUAUUAUUAUGUAAUAAAUCAAUAAUAAUUAUGUGGAAACUCUCUCUCUCUCUCUCUCGUUUGUUAAUUUCUAUUAUAGAUGGUGUUGGAUUAAGGCGGUUAUGUCCUUAUCCAACUUCGUAUGAAAAUAUCGUGUUUAUCACA